This is a messenger RNA of Thalassophryne amazonica, 1109 nucleotides long. RefSeq names its product mitochondrial ribosomal protein L9 (gene mrpl9). Gene Ontology annotation, molecular function: structural constituent of ribosome. The coding region runs from base 180 to 959 and encodes 259 amino acids. Gene Ontology annotation, biological process: translation. Gene Ontology annotation, cellular component: mitochondrion; ribosome. Lineage: Eukaryota; Metazoa; Chordata; Actinopteri; Batrachoidiformes; Batrachoididae. The record is from RefSeq and is a predicted model, not a curated record. The transcript is spliced from 7 exons.
UCCUAUUUCAAGCACCGGGGUCUUUUUUGUUAGCAGUGUUAGCUUAGCCUGGUUUACGUCCAUGUGUGCUAAUUGCGUUGAGAAAUAAGUGAACGUUUGUGUUGUCGACACGGAGAUUAUUUUAAUCGUUAUUGAUUUGAGUGACUUUAAUCACUGAGUGUUUCAGCUGCUGACUGAUUAUGUGGCGUUCGGGCCGUCGUGUCGUUCAGUGCGUUAGCCGCUGUUUCUCUGUGACUGCCCCACAGAACUCCAUUGUGGUGGAGCGCUGUUGGAAGGUACCAUUGUCCAAAAUCGGCAAACCUCCAAAGCUGCACCCUCGAAGACACAAAAUCUACAAGCUGGUUUAUGACUCCAAACACUAUCCCACGCCGAAGAUGGAACUCCUCCUCACUCAGACAGUACCCAGGCUCGGUGGCCGAGGAGACACCGUCUUUGUGAAGAAGUCUAUCGGCCGAAAUAAGCUGCUGCCCCAAGGCCUGGCAGUGUAUCCGUCACCAGAGAACAAACACAUGUUUGCUGAGGAGUUGAGACUUUUGCGUGAGGGGGGACCAGGGGAACGAAUCCAAACUCGCACUGGACAGUUGACAAUAGAGUUCAUUAAAGAGGCCAAGUUGGUGAUUCAAAUGCUUCCCUAUGAUAAAUGCGAUUUCACAAAAGAGAUUGUUUGCAGACAGCUUCUAAAACAGUUGGGCCUUGUUGUGCCACCUCACGCACUCACACUUCCAGAUGAGCCAAUCAAGGAUGUAGGAGAGUACUGGUGUGAGAUCACGGUUAAUGGAAUAGACACUGUACAAGUUCCCAUGUUGCUAUUACCAUAUGAACGUCCAAGUGCGAGUUAUCAGUGGCUACUGGAAUCACAAAGGGAAGAACUGGCUGCUGCAGACACUUCAGUUGAUCUAGUUGAAACUGCUGUCACCGAUGACACAGGACGCAAAAGUUCGCAAAGACGCUCAGAGUGAAAUUUCUGCUGAGGAAAAUGAAACUAGUCCACAGACUAUUCAGAGCACAGUGCCACCAGGUGACGACCUGAAAAAGAAUUAAAGGACUGAAUUCUAAUGCUUGUAAAACGUCAUACAUCAACAAAUAAAAAGUUGUUCCUGAACUAUAAA